AUGUGGGAUAUAGAGAAAGGAAACCAGACUUCCAUCACUGAAUUCAUCCUCCUGGGGUUUGGAAAUGACCCUGAGUUGCAGCCUCUUCUUUUUGUGAUCUUCCUGAUGAUCUACAUCACAACCAUGACUAGCAACCUCCUCUUGGUUCUGUUGGUUGUUGCUGAUCAUCAUCUUCACACUCCUAUGUACAUCUUCCUGGGGAAUUUGUCCUGUUUGGAGACAUGCUACAGCUCCAUCAUCCUGCCUAAAAUGCUGACCAAUUUGUUUCGUGGAGAUAGAAGCAUUUCAUUUACAGGCUGUAUAGCUCAAUUUUCUUUGUUUGGCUCCUGUAUCUGCAUGGAAACAUACCUCCUGGCAGCAAUGUCCUAUGACCGAUAUUUGGCAAUAUGCAAACCUUUGCUCUAUGCUUCUAUUAUGCAUGCAAAGGCAUGCUUCCAACUGGUGGCUGCAGCAUGGAUCACUUCCCUCCUAGGUAAUUCUUUCAUCAUAUUUCUGAUGGUUCAACUCUCUUUCUGUGGUCCCAAUAAGAUUGAUCAUUAUUUUUGUGAUUUUAGGCCAAUAGAAAAACUUUCAUGUAGUGACACUACCUUGAUAGAGCUAGUCGCCUUUCUCUUGACCAUCAUUUUUACAGCUAUACCCCUGCUGUUAACUCUCACAUCCUAUGUUUUCAUUAUUGCUACUAUCCUGAAGAUUCCCUCCACCACUGGGAAGCAAAAGGCCUUUUCCACCUGCUCCUCUCAUCUUACUGUGGUUUGCAUUUUUUAUGGAACAAUAAUAAUUGUCUACAUGUUGCCAGACAAUUCUACUCUGAGACAUCUCAAUAAAGUAUUUUCUGUCUUCUACACAGUCUUAACUCCCUUGGUCAAUCCCCUCAUCUACAGCUUGAGAAACAAAGAAGUCCACAAAGCCCUAAGAAGGGUUGGCUGUAAUUUGAAGCUUUUUUGUACAAAACAAACAGAGCUUUUGAAGUAG
Messenger RNA from Eublepharis macularius, 972 nucleotides. Its product is annotated as olfactory receptor 11A1-like. NCBI's taxonomy places the organism in Eukaryota, Metazoa, Chordata, Lepidosauria, Squamata, Eublepharidae. Bases 1 to 972 code for a protein of 323 amino acids. Gene Ontology annotation, biological process: G protein-coupled receptor signaling pathway. Gene Ontology annotation, cellular component: membrane. The record is from RefSeq and is a predicted model, not a curated record. Gene Ontology annotation, molecular function: G protein-coupled receptor activity; olfactory receptor activity. The transcript has a single exon.